Seminavis robusta is the source of this 2061-nucleotide messenger RNA. Lineage: Eukaryota; Bacillariophyta; Bacillariophyceae; Naviculales; Naviculaceae. The record is from the annotation of a GenBank genome assembly.
GAUCUGGUCGCGAAAAAGAAGAAACCCCAGAUGAGAGUUGAGUCGUAGUGUUAUCUUUGCAACAUGCUCUGGUCUUCCUGCAUUGCUCUCUCCUUCGGCUUGAGUGUGAAUGCUGCAAUUUCAGUAUCGGCACAACAGACUUCAUCGCCUGUGAUUGGGAUCUUGAGUCAACCCAUCGGUCUCAGGAAGACGGAUCAAAACACGGAACAGAAGGAAGAAUAUGUAAUUGCUGCAAGCUAUGUGAAGUGGCUGGAAUCUGGUGGGGCUCGCAGUAUCCCGAUUCCUUAUGACGCUGGUCCAGGCAUGGUGAAGGAUCUGUUUGGUCAGAUCAAUGGACUGCUAUUGCCAGGAGGAGGCUCUGCUGUACCUCCCGCUGUCCACCAGUUGUUGAAUCUUGCGCUGGACGAGUCUUUUCCCGUCUGGGGUACCUGUCUCGGUUUUGAAUACUUGGUACAAGUCCUAUCAUCCAAUUCCUCUCUGCCGGUUCUCACGGAUGGAUUUGAUGCCGAAAACAAUAGUUGGCCACUUUUGAAUGUUCAACGGCGGCAGCUCUAUCAAGAUGACAGAAUCUAUCAGAUUGUCAGACAGAAAAAUGUUACUUCCAACUCCCACCAUAUGGGAGUGGAACCAAGUGCAUUUCGGAACAAUGAAAAUCUGAACAAACUCUUUGAAGUGACAUCUGUGAAUGUGGAUGGCCAUGGUCGACCUUUUGUAUCGACGAUUGAACCCAGAAAUCCUCAUAUCAUGCCAAUUUAUGGUGUACAGUACCACCCAGAAAAGAAUGCUUUUGAGUAUGGCACAUAUGCUGGAACCAAUAUUCCGUACAAGGCCAUUGAUCACUCGGAAGAAGCAGUAGAAUUCUCGGCUUAUGUGGCACGAUUCUUUGUCCGGUUGGUCAAAGCUCACAAUGACAAUAAUCAUGAUGGCAGCAGCGUUCAUCGACAUCACUCCUACACCAAACACAGGCAAUACCCCUUGGUGCAAACCUAUCCCGUCAAACAAAUGCUGGCAUUCGAACAGUACUACGUCAUACCAUCGGCGAAACAACUGGACAAAACGAUAAAGCAAUCUGCAUCGAAGCUAUUGCGGGGUUGAUUGCAAGACUACUCGUACCGGCACGUUCCAGGCCUGGAGACUAUUUUUGGUUGGAAAUUUGGUAAUCCUGUUCUGUUCAUGAGAUGAUCCAGCGAUUGGAUGACUUUCGCUGGUACCGUAGCCAGCUUGUAGCUAUAGGACAUCACCGCGUGGCAAAUAUACACGGGGAAUUCGCUUUUAGAAGCAAGGCGCGUCUUUCUGAAAGCUUUGCAACUUGUUGGUGCAGAGCCCCUUCGUUAUGCCCGCUCAGUGAAGCAUGCGUUCGUAUGGUGUCAAUGUUCCAGUUCUAUCUCUAUCGAGCAGAUCAAAGUUGUGCCUCAACACCUCCACCGCACUCAACGACAGCCGGCCUGAACAGUCAAAUAGAGGCAUGAGUGGAUGGUUGGAUUUGCAGACACACCACAACAACGCCAGUACAACGCGUUCUUACCUUGUCUCAGCAGCUGCAAUACAAUGAAAUCACUCAAAUGAAUAAGUGAAUCUUUGGGGGUUGUCAAGUGCUUGGCCAGGUCGAACUCAGCCUCUGAUAACGGCCUUGUGAGUGCAGUGGUUUCCAUGGCUUUUACGUGCCCCGCCACCAAGACCUGAGCAAAAUGACCUAGCGUCAAAGCAAAGAGAGGUAUUCCAAACAAACAAAAUACGCCACAAAAAAUGGCAGGGUCUGUUGGCAGAAUGCCUUCCGCGUUGACAUCAGGACCGGUCAGGCCUCCAGUGGCAAGGGCGCUGACCGCAAAAUGAGUUGCUGUAAUGGGAUCCCAGUGCUGAUCCAAAAUGCCCCAGGCGAUUCCGCCACCAACCCAAAGGACAAAUACGACAUAAAUGCGAUGCUCCAAUGCCCACAACUGCUGCAAUCGAAAGCCAAUGUAGAAUUUCAGCUUUUUGAGUGGAUGGAUAUCUUUAGAAUUUUGAAUAUUCUCUCUUUGCACGACCUUGACUAGUCGAUCAAUGCCUCGGUAGCAGCCAACA